AUGGGCGCACCCUCUCAUGCUAUCUUCAACUUCUCGCCUGGUGCACGGCCUCUGGACAUGGAUAUCCAUCUACAAUCAUUCACAAUACCGCACUUCCCUUCCCUCAUGAUCGCCAUGUCGAAGCCAGCAUACUUAGCUAUCGUCGAAUACGCACCCACAAAACUUGUCAUCGUCUUUGUCCCCUCACAGAAACAAUGUCGACUCACUGUCGACGAUCUGCUUAUUCACUGCGCUGCGGAUGACAAGCCAGACAGGUUCCUUAACAUCGAGGUCGCAGAUAUACAAGUUCAUCUCGACCAUCUGCGGGACGAAGGAUUGAAGGAGAUGUUGAAGAAAGGCAUCGGCUAUUUCCAUGAGGCCAUGGAUAAGCAAGACAAGCGGAUUAUCCAGCGUCUGUUUGAGAGCGGAGCUGUUCAAGUGCUCGUGGCUUCAAAAGAUACAGCAUAG
This is a messenger RNA of Desarmillaria tabescens, 447 nucleotides long. Its product is annotated as P-loop containing nucleoside triphosphate hydrolase protein. The coding region runs from base 1 to 447 and encodes 148 amino acids. Lineage: Eukaryota; Fungi; Basidiomycota; Agaricomycetes; Agaricales; Physalacriaceae. The transcript has 2 exons. The record is from RefSeq and is a predicted model, not a curated record.